CGGUGCCAGUGGCGGCGGCGGGCGGCGAAGGAGGCGGCGGCGGCGGCGGAGGAGAGGGGGGGGCCCGGGAGCGGCGACCUUCGCAGGGGGCUGCCGCGGCGGGAGAUGCGCUUGCUCCCAGCGGCGCCAGGAGCAGCAUGUUCCCCGGUGCCGACAGCGCUAGCAUCACGGCCGGGCAGCCCGAGGCGGCGGGGGCCGCCGCCCCCGGCCCGCUGGGCUCGCACGGCCCCGGUGGCGAGACGCGCCGCCGCAGCGCCCCGGCGGCCGCCGCUGUGGUCGGCGGCGGCGAGGAGGAGGCGGCGGAAGACGAGGAGGACGAGGAUCCCGGCUCAUCCCGCUUCGUGCUGGCGGCGGGACUGGGGCUCCUGGCUGUGUCUGUCGUCCACCUGGGGCAGGAACGGGCCGAGGCGGGGGGCGGCGGGCCGCCGUGCCUGGCGCUGCUGCUGCUCCGCCUCGCCCUCUACGUGGGCUGCGCCGCCGCUGCCGCCGCGCUGGGCACCCUGAUCGUCCUGAUGUGCCGCGGCCGCCGCCGCCUGCCGCCGCCGGACUUCGCCGCCGUCGCUCCGGUCCGGCCGGUCGCGGGGAAUAAUUGGUCUGGAAGCUCUCAUGAUUCAAUCCAAUCAAGGAGAGUGAUUAUUUCUCACAAUAUGGAUAAAGCACUGAAAGAAGUGUUUGACUACAGCUAUAGAGAUUACAUCCUGUCCUGGUAUGGGCAACUCAGCAGAGAUGAGGGGCAGCUGUACCAGCUGCUCUCUGAAGACUUUUGGGAGAUUGCCAAGCAGCUGCGACAGAGGCUGAGUCACAUUGAUGUAGUUAAAGUUGUCUGCAAUGAUGUAGUGAAAGCUUUACUCUCGCACUUCUGUGACCUUAAAGGAGCCAAUGCCAGGCAGGAAGAUCCACCGAAACCUUUUUUGCUGCACUCAUGCUUGAGGAGCUCUGAUGAAGAAGUAAGAUUUCUGCAAAAAUGUUCUCAAGUUCUGGUGUAUUGUCUCCUACCCUCAAAGGAUGUCCAGUCUGUCAGCUUGCGCAUAGUCCUUGCAGAAAUACUUGCAACAAAAGUACUGAAACCAGUGGUGGAACUGCUGAGUGAUCCAGAUUACAUUAACCGAAUGCUACUCAGCCAGCUGGAGUACAGAGAACAGAUGAAUGAGCAUCAGAAGAAAGACUACACAUAUGCUCCUUCUUAUGAGGAGUUCAUCAAGCUCAUUAACAGCAGCUCUGAUGUUGAGUUCCUGAAACAACUGAGGUAUCAAAUUGUAGUGGAAAUAGUUCAGGCAACCACAAUCAGCAAUAUUCCCCAAGUGAAGAGACAGAAAGAUUCAAAAGGAAAAGAAACUGCAGCAAUGAAAGCUGACCUCCUAAGGGCUCGCAAUGUGAAGAGGUAUAUUAAUCAGCUGACAGUGGCAAAGAAGCAAUGUGAGAAGAGAAUAAGGCUCCUGGGAGGCCCUGCUUAUGAUCAGCAGGAAGAUGGCAUUUCUGAUGAAGGCGAUGGCCCUCCAAGUCAGAAGAUUCUUCAGUUUGAAGAAAUUUUGGCCAACCCUUCCUACCGAGAGCACUUCCGGAUCUACAUGGAGAGGAUGGACAAGAUGGCUUUGAUCGGCUUCUGGGAGUCUGUGGAGAACCUGAAGAAUGCUAACAAGGCUGAAAUACCUCAACUGGUGAGUGAAAUUUACCAGAAUUUUUUUGUGGAAAGCAGAGAAAUACCUGUGGAAAAAUCCCUUUAUAAGGAAAUACAGCAAAGUCUUGUGGGAAAUAAAGGCAUUGAAGUAUUCUACAGAAUUCAGGCAGAUGUUUAUGAAACUCUAAAGGACAGAUACUACCCUUCAUUCAUUGUCAGUGAUUUAUAUGAGAGAUCAGUCAAGCAGGAGGAAGAAAGAAGUUCUGCUCAGCUAACUCCUGAGGACAAAGAUGAAGUGAGCCAAGGUUGUGAAGAAGCUACUGAAGAAUGCAGCACAAGAAUUAAUGAACAGGCCAGUUAUGCUGUAAAUAAACUUCGCCAGCUAAAUGAUAAGCUUGAGUAUAAGAAACAGGCUCUAAAUUCCAUUUGUAAUUCACCAAAACCCGACAAAAAGAUUGUUUCUAAGCUGAAGGAUGAAAUUACUCUGAUGGAGAGAGAGCACAGUGACCUUCAGCUGCACAUUGCAAGAACAGACUGGUGGUGUGAGAACCUUGGCAUGUGGAAAGCCUUCAUUGUCUCAGGAGAGGUUUUAGAAGAGAAUGGAGAACAAGUGCCCUGUUACUCUGUCAUGGUGAGUUUACAAGAAGUUGGUGGAGCUGAAACUAAGAACUGGACUGUUCCCAGGAAGCUUAAUGAGUUUCAGAGCCUACACCGCAAACUCAGUGAGUGUUUUCCAUCAUUAAAAAAAAUUCAGUUGCCUUCUCUCAGCAAGCUGCCCUUCAAAUCCAUAGACCAGAAAUUCAUGGAGAAAUCCAAGAACCAGCUUAAUAACUUUCUGCAGAAAUUACUCUCUGAUGAAAGACUCUGCCAGAGUGAAGCACUUUACGCCUUCUUGAGCCCCUCCCCAGAGCACCUCAAAGUUAUUGAUGUGCAAGGCAAGAAGUCGUCGUUUUCACUCUCCUCAUUUCUAGAACGACUUCCUGGUGAUUUGUUUUCUCAUCAGGAGGAAGAAACAGAAGAGGACAGUGACCUGUCGGACUAUGGAGAGGAGGUGGAUGGCAAGAAGGACUCUCUUGCUGAGCCGUGUUUCAUGCUGAUUGGAGAGAUUUUUGAGCUGCGAGGAAUGUUCAAGUGGGUCAGAAAAACAUUAAUUGCACUAGUACAAGUCACUUUUGGAAGAACCAUCAACAAGCAAAUCCGUGACACUGUACACUGGAUGUUCAGUGAACCAAUGCUUGUUUACUACAUUGGUGUGUUUCGAGAUGCUUUUUGGCCAAAUGGAAAGUUGGCUCCACCACCGAGAGCCAAGAGUGAUGAACAAAAGCAGGAGACAAAACAGAGAGCACAGCAAAAACUACUUGAAAACAUUCCAGAUACUCUGCAGAAUCUUGUUGGACAACAAAAUGCCCGUCAUGGUGUAGUGAAAGUGUUCAAUGCAUUGCAAGAGAGAAAGGCUAAUAAGCAUCUACUUUAUGUUUUGCUGGAACUGCUGCUAACUGAACUGUGUCCUGAGCUGAGAGCUCAUUUAGAGCAGCUUAAUGCCACUUAGGUUUGAAUCUGCACAAUUGGACCACUAGAGAAAUGUCUAUGUUCAAGAAUAGACAUGAAACUUAUUUUCCUCUUUUCCAUAGAGGGCUGAGGACUAUGAUUAUUUUUAGCAUUUUUCUUUCCUCUUGAGUUUUUUGUGAAGUACAGACUUGAAAAGAUCUGAUGCUGUUGUAGGGUAGACAAAAAAUGCUGUAUAGCUGCCAAUUUUUAUUUAAAUUGUUCUAUUUGACUACUCCUCUGUUUCAAAUAUAGAUUGAAAAAUAAAUGUUCAUAUAUGCUGAAAGAAACCAGAAGAUAUUUUAAACAUUUAUGGAAAGAAAUUCUGCUUAUAAUGGUAAACUAAUGAAUGUUGUACAGUUCUAAUUUCCUCACUGAGGAUCUGAGCAUUCCUUUUCUUUUCGUGUAUUGAAACAGCCUUGUUGUGCAAUACCACAUGUAAAGCUAUUGUGAAAAUUUUAUCAAUUUUGGUUUUACCAAAGAUUUCCUGUAGUUUGAAGCAUUUGUAAGCAAUAAAUAUCACAACUGGAUUGCAGCUUGAUAAUGAGGCUGUACUGACAACAGAUCAAUGGGUUUGACAGCACUAGUUUCAUAAGAAGUAUCUACAUUGCUUUGAAGUCUGUGUCAAAAUUAUGUAUUGUAAACUGGUAUGUCCUAACAGAAUGCCUGUGUUAAAUGUUAGUUCAGAGAUUACUGCUUAUGAAUUGCUUCUAUGAUGAUCAAGUAGACAUUUAAUUAAACGAUUCUGAUAACUUCCCUGAUAUUAUUCAGGGCUGUUUUGUUCAAACGCCCCAAUUUCAAAUAACCUUCAAAUCUUUCUCUUAUUUUAUACAAGGAAAGAAAACUGUCUUCAGUGGUUGGUGGUUUUUUUAAAUUUAUGUAAAAAUAUGUACAUAUGAUGUUAAUGCACAUCUAAAUAAUUAAACAUCAUGAAAAAUC
Molecule: messenger RNA, 4102 nt
Organism: Pyrgilauda ruficollis (rufous-necked snowfinch)
Lineage: Eukaryota; Metazoa; Chordata; Aves; Passeriformes; Passeridae
Gene: SNX25
Product: sorting nexin 25
Exons: 19
Coding region: 138-3167 (1009 amino acids)
Cellular component (GO): early endosome membrane; intracellular membrane-bounded organelle
Molecular function (GO): phosphatidylinositol binding
Source: RefSeq, a predicted model, not a curated record